Colletotrichum chrysophilum is the source of this 996-nucleotide messenger RNA. RefSeq lists its product as uncharacterized. The transcript is spliced from 3 exons. Bases 1 to 996 code for a protein of 331 amino acids. The record is from RefSeq and is a predicted model, not a curated record. NCBI's taxonomy places the organism in Eukaryota, Fungi, Ascomycota, Sordariomycetes, Glomerellales, Glomerellaceae.
AUGCGCGUUCUCUCAAUCCUCACCGCUGUGGCCUCGGCCGCCUUCGUGGCUGCGAACCCUGUUCCCCGUCAGGUCACCAACUAUGUUGGCUACCUUAUUUCGACGUUCAGUGAUGCCAACCCCAAGGUUCAAUUUCACCUGUCAAACGGGAACAGCGCUUCGAGCUUCAAGUUCUUGAACAAGGGACAGCCCGUCCUCACUUCAACAGUCGGCACGAAGGCGGUCCGCGACGUGUUCCUGACGACCAAUGCUGCUCGAUCCGAAUGGUACAUCAUUGCCACAGAUCUCGAUAUCAACGCCUCUGGCUUCAACUGGGACAAGGCCACGCGGACCGGCAGCCGUGGUAUUGUUGUCUGGAAGUCGACUAACUUGAUUGACUGGUCUGCCCCCACUCUGAGAAUCGUCGAAGCCGACACGGCUGGUAUGGUUUGGGCGCCCUCUGCCGUCUGGGAUGCCGACAAGGCCCACUGGUACGUCUUCUGGGCGUCUAGACACUACCGCUCAACCGACACCGGUCACACCGGCACCGCAACGCUUGAUCGAAUUCGCUACACGGCCACCAAGGACUUUGUCACUUUCAGCGCCGCCCGAGACUACGUUGCCCUCGCCGACACCCCUCUCAUUGACCAAGAGUUCCAGUAUCUCGGCACACCUGGAAGCUUUGCUCGCUUCCUGAAGAACGAGACUACCAACCAAGUCUACCAGGAGGUUACCACCGGUGGUCUCUUUGGAACCUGGACGCGUAUUCCGGGAUAUGUUCGGAACGAGAGCCCGCGUGAGGGCCCCGCAGCAUUCGCGGAUAACACGACGCCCGGCCUGUACCAUCUUUUGCUCGACGAUUACACACAAUAUGUGCCCUUCCAGACGAGCAACAUCCAAUCACCUAACUGGCAGGCUUCAAGUACCUCUGGGUUUCCAAGCGGAUUGAAGCAUGGAUCAGUCACACCGUUAACGCAGACUGAGUGGAACGCCCUCAACUCUAGAUUUGCCGCCUGA